Fomitopsis serialis is the source of this 498-nucleotide messenger RNA. RefSeq lists its product as uncharacterized. Bases 1 to 498 code for a protein of 165 amino acids. The transcript is spliced from 2 exons. NCBI's taxonomy places the organism in Eukaryota, Fungi, Basidiomycota, Agaricomycetes, Polyporales, Fomitopsidaceae. The record is from RefSeq and is a predicted model, not a curated record.
AUGAGAGACAUGACUUUAAAUGAAGAUGAGGACUCGACACCGAAGGCGAAGGAGCGGCCGCUUGCCGUGGAUCUGGGAGUUUUGUAUCCCAAGUUACCUUCCGACUGGUACGAGAACGACCGGUAUUGGGUCCUUGGAUGGGACGCCAACCAUCCACGCCUUAAGGCGUACGUGGAGGACAACAGUCCUCCAGAUAUCGCCGAGGACAUCCCCUACUACAUCCGCGUCUUGGAUCUCCUCGAGUGGAGCACACACUUUCGCCCUAUCCAGCUCUGCACUGUCUUGCCAGACGACGCACCGAUCCCACCGCUGACGGGCAAGGAUGAGGUCCCGCGGAUCAUGCUCGUCGCCAUCUGCUUCACGGCCAGACUCCACCUCUACAAAAGGCGGCCGAGCAAGGAGCAAUAUAAAUGGCUCAAACAGCUGUUCGGAUGCCGGCCGCGUUGGUAUCGGGAUAGCUUCCCCAAGAACGAGUUCCACCUGCAUCUCAUCGAGUAA